AUGGCGACCUCGUGGAGUCCGCAGCCUGAAGGCAUCGCGGAGCUCGUCGAACUAUUUCGUCAGUCGACCAGCACAGAACGUGAGGUGCAACGGCGCAUCGCGCAUCGUCUGGAUGCUAUAAGCCAAAUUCCCGACUACCUAAACUAUCUCGUGCUGGUGUUUGUCCAGAUGACAAAUGAGGAGAUCUCAACUCGAUCUGUCGCUGGCCUGCUGGCGAAGAACCAUCUGUACUUCAACUCGCAGCGAGUAUCGCCUGAGUCGCUAGAGUUUGUCAAGCAUAUGAUUCUUCCAGCUCUCUCGUUCAGCGAUACAGUGCUUCGAAAUGUCGCGUCUCAGAUUGUUGCUGUGCUGAUGCAGGUACUCAAGCCAGCCAACUGGAUUGAGGGCCUGUCAUCGUUGACGCAGGCGAUGGACUCGAGCCAUACGGAGGAGGCUGAGGCAGCGCUCAGUACGUUUGCGAAAAUCAGCGAAGACAUGCCGGAAGAGCUCGAUGCAUGCGAGAUCCAAGGCAUGCGUCCACUAGACGUUCUUAUCCCUAAACUGCUGCAGGCAACGGCACAUACAGAUACACGCAUCCGCGUACAUGCACUAAACAGUCUGAACCAAUACAUCCAAAUUGGCUCGCCAUCGAUGAACGCGAACAUGGACGGCUACAUUGCAGUGCUAUUCCAGCGUGCGACGGACGAGCGUCCGGUUGUACGCAAGUUUGUGUGCAAAGCACUUGUGUAUGUGCUGACGACGUGGCCAGAGAAACUGGCGCCCGACAUGAACAAUGUCGUAGAGUACAUGCUGUAUUCGACGCAAGACAAAGAUGAAGAUGUUGCGCUAGAGGCGGCCGAGUUCUGGCUGCAGUUCUCCGAAGAGCCGCGGCUUGUUGAGCAGCUGCGUCCGAAUUUGCCACGUAUCAUCCCUGUGUUGCUCAAGUGCAUGGUGUACAGUGAACUGAGCUUGUUGAUGAUGGGCGAUAUUGGCGAUGAUGCCGCGCAGCCGGACCGCCCUGAGGAUAUCAAGCCUCGUCACUACGGUGGAACGACGCAUCGAAGUGAACAUAUGGAGUCGUCAGACGCGACGACGCACAAGUCACGCGCCGCGAUUGAUGUCGAGUUUGACGAGGAGGACGCGAAUGACGGUGACGAUGACGACGAGGAUGAUUUCGAUGACGACGACGAUUUUGACGAUGAUGACGAGGCUGGCAGCUGGAACCUGCGAAAGUGCUGUGCAGCUGCACUCGAUGUACUUGCUGUACAGUUCCGCGACGAUAUUUUGCCGACGCUCUUACCCCUACUCAAAGAUCGUCUGUUUAGCGACGACUGGCUACAGCGCGAGGCGGGGAUCUUGGCGCUGGGUGCUGUGGCGGAGGGAUGCAUCGAUGGCAUGACGCCGCAUUUGCCGACGCUUGUGCCGCUGCUUGUCAAUACACUGCAAGAUCCGCAGCCGCUCGUGCGAUCUAUCACGUGUUGGACAUUGGGCCGCUACUCGAACUGGUGUGCUGGUGAAGCCAUCGAGCACCAGCAACAGUACUUCGUGCCGGUGCUUGAGGGCCUGUUGUCCAUGGUACUGGACAACAACAAGCGCGUUCAGGAAGCAGGCUGCAGUGCGUUUGCGACGCUGGAGGAGGAAGUCGGGCAGGCUCUCGCACCCUUUCUUUCGCCCGUGCUGCGUGCGCUUGUGAUGGCGUUCGACAAGUAUCAUCAAAAGAACAUGUUGAUUUUGUAUGAUGCUGUCGGUACACUGGCUGACAGUGUGGGACCAGCGCUAAACCAGCCAGAAUACAUUGAUAUGCUGAUGCAGCCAUUGACGGCAAGAUGGGCAUCGUUGGAUGACACGGAUCCGGAUCUCAUCCCUUUGCUGGAGUGCAUGGCGUCAGUCACCAUUGCCAUGGGGCCAGGUUUCCAGCCUCACGCCGUGCCUGUGUUCCAGCGAUGUGUAAACAUCAUUCAUCAGAACCUUGUUGCAUACGAGCAGGCCAUGACGCAGCCGUCGACGGCUGAUGACGAGCUACCGGAUCGCACGUUUUUGAUCGUGGCGCUGGAUCUCCUUAGUGGCCUGUGCCAGGGGCUCGGUGUUCAGAGUCAGGAACUUGUCGCGAAUGUCCAGCCAUUAAUUCUUCCUCAGCUGCUGCCGUGUCUGACCAAUAUUGAGCCACCCGUGCGCCAAUCGGCGUUUGCACUGCUAGGUGACUUGGCCAUCAAUGCGUUCCCCCAACUGAAACCAUACCUCCCGACGCACAUGCCGUUGAUUCUGUCGCAGAUCAGUCCAGAGCAGAUGCACGAGACUUUAUCUGUCUGCAACAAUGCGACGUGGGCAGCCGGUGAGAUUGCCCUGCAGAGCCAUUCCGAUCCGGACUUCCAGGUCUGGGUUCCUGAGCUGUUAACCAAGUUGAUGGCGGUGCUUAUGCAUCCCAAGUGUGUCAAAAGUCUAUCGGAAAAUGCGGCUGUUACGAUUGGUCGGCUUGGUCUCGUGGGCCACACCCAUUGUGGCGCAGCAGCUGCCUGUGUUUAUUGA
Molecule: messenger RNA, 2505 nt
Organism: Malassezia globosa CBS 7966
Lineage: Eukaryota; Fungi; Basidiomycota; Malasseziomycetes; Malasseziales; Malasseziaceae
Exons: 1
Coding region: 1-2505 (834 amino acids)
Biological process (GO): protein import into nucleus
Cellular component (GO): nucleus; cytoplasm
Molecular function (GO): nuclear import signal receptor activity
Source: RefSeq, a predicted model, not a curated record